Messenger RNA from Poeciliopsis prolifica (blackstripe livebearer), 1074 nucleotides. RefSeq names its product fumarylacetoacetate hydrolase domain containing 1 (gene fahd1). Gene Ontology annotation, molecular function: acetylpyruvate hydrolase activity. Lineage: Eukaryota; Metazoa; Chordata; Actinopteri; Cyprinodontiformes; Poeciliidae. Gene Ontology annotation, cellular component: mitochondrion. Bases 138 to 800 code for a protein of 220 amino acids. The transcript has a single exon. The record is from RefSeq and is a predicted model, not a curated record.
CCUCUUCGGGUAAACGAGGCCAGAGAGGCAUCUCAUUCCUCUAUCUCUAUGGUUUCAUUUAAGGUCGGUCAAAGUUUCCAGGAAUGACCUAAUCGCAGCGUCUCAAACUAGACUCACUAAGGUAAAGUUUGCCCAAGAUGGCAGCGCGGAAUAUCUCUCGGUUCUGGGAAUGGGGACGGAAGAUAAUUUGCGUGGGGAGAAACUACGCGGACCACGCAAAAGAGCUUAAAAACGCCAUUCCCACGGAGCCCGUCCUGUUCCUGAAACCGCCAUCUGCGUAUGUGAGAGAGGGCUCCCCCAUCCUGGUGCCUCUCUACAGCAGCAACCUGCACCACGAGGUGGAGUUAGGGGUGGUCAUCGGCAAAGGCGGCACAGCCAUUCCCCAGUCCGCCGCCAUGGAGCACGUAGCGGGGUACGCGCUGUGCUUGGACAUGACAGCCCGGGACGUCCAGGACGAGUGCAAGUCCAAGGGUCUGCCCUGGACCCUGGCCAAGGCCUUCAACACCUCCUGCCCUGUCAGCGACUUCAUCCCCAAAGACCGCAUCCCUGACCCGGGGAGCGUCCGGCUCUGGCUGAAGGUGAACGACCAGCUUCGGCAGAGCGGCUGCACCUCGCAGAUGAUUUUCUCUGUACCCUAUCUGAUCAGCUACAUCAGCGAAUUCAUCAGCCUGGAGGAGGGGGAUCUCAUCCUGACCGGGACCCCUAAGGGGGUCUCCGCCGUGCAGGAGCACGACGAGCUGCAGGCUGGCAUCGAGGACGUAGUGACUAUGAAUUUCAGAGUGGAGAGACCAGACCACUAGGAGGAAGAAACGCGCAAACUGACUGAGAGAAAUCCAGCAGAUGGCAGCACUGAGCCACGAACUGUGAUUAUUUUUCCCUAAUUGGGAUUUGGUUGAUUUAGAGAUUGCUGCGUGAUCAGGUUCAUCUAAGCCUGACUCUUAUUCUCUUCUAUUAUUUUGUAUUGUUAACUGAACUCAAAUCUGGGUCAAGGACAUAAAAAUCUUUUAAUGGAUUGUAUCAGCAGAGAUGUAAAAAUGUUGACAAACACUUUGAUAAAGUGCUUUAUUACAAAGA